AUGACUUUGGUUGAUCUUUUCAAUGCCAACGGCUAUGCUGUCAUUGAAGACGUAUUUACGGAAGAUGAGAUAGCCAAAAUGAAAUGUAUCAUGAAAGGUAUUGUGGAUGAAACGAACUUUGAUGAUCAUCCCAAGAGUGUUUUUACAACCAUCGAAGAGAAGAAGCAUGCGUCUGAUGAGUACUUCUUGAACUCAUCUGAUAAAAUAAGAAUAUUUUUCGAAGAAGGUGCACUUGAUGAAGAUGGGAAGUUAGUUGUUGACAAACAGAAAGCCCUGAACAAGAUAGGACAUGGCUUGCAUUUUCUGAAUCCUGUUUUUCGUGAAAUAACGUUCCAUCCCAAAAUCAAAAGUUUAUUUGAAAAGCUGAAGUUUGAGCAACCAGCCGUUGUACAGUCCAUGUACAUAUUCAAGCAACCGAAAAUCGGAGGGAUGGUGACAGACCACUUUGAUGCAACUUAUCUUUACGUGGAGCCUAUAGAUCACUUGAUUGGAGUUUGGAUAGCAGUCGAUGAUGCCACGAUUGAAAACGGCUGUUUAUCUUUCAUUCCUGGAAGUCAUAAACAAUCUUCUGUUGAUUAUCGUUUCGUACGAACCCACGACACGACUGGUGGACCAUUAUUAACAUUCAAUGGUGAACGACCUGUCUAUGAUCAGAAUCUAUUCGUACCAGUUCCUAUCAAGAAAGGAUCUCUUAUUCUCAUUCAUGGCUUAGUGGUUCAUAAAUCAGAAGCUAAUCGUUCUGAUAAAAGUCGACAUGCUUAUACUUUCCAUGUGAUGGAAAAGAAAAACACAGCUUGGAGCCCCGAUAAUUGGCUUCAACGUCCAGAUGGUUAUGAGUUCAAGGACUUGUAUACGUUCUAA
Auanema sp. JU1783 is the source of this 861-nucleotide messenger RNA. The record is from the annotation of a GenBank genome assembly. NCBI's taxonomy places the organism in Eukaryota, Metazoa, Nematoda, Chromadorea, Rhabditida, Rhabditidae.